CAAAGUUAGCCCGGCGCCCCGGGACGAGCCCCGCAGCCGCCCGCGGGCCCUGGACCCCGCGUCGGCAUGGGCGAGCACCCCAGCCCGGGCCCCGCAGUGGCCGCCUGCGCCGAGGCGGAGCGCAUCGAGGAGCUGGAACCCGAGGCCGAGGAGCGGCCGCCGGCGGCGCCGGAAGACCACUGGAAAGUCCUGUUUGAUCAGUUUGACCCUGGGAACACAGGCUACAUCAGCACAGGCAAGUUCCGGAGCCUCCUGGAGAGCCACGGCUCCAAGCUGGACCCGCACAAAAGGGAGGUGCUCCUGGCUCUCGCCGACAGCCAUGCAGACGGGCAGAUCUGCUACCAGGAUUUUGUCAACCUGAUGAGCAACAAGCGGUCCAACAGCUUCCGCCAGGCCAUCCUGCAGGGGAACCGCAGGCUCUGCAGCAAAGCCCUACUGGAGGAGAAAGGGCUGAACCUCUCCCAGCGGCUGAUCCGCCACGUGGCCUACGAGACCCUGCCCCGGGAGAUUGACCGGAAGUGGUACUACGACAGUUACACCUGCUGCCCCCCGCCCUGGUUCAUGAUCACAGUCACACUGCUGGAGGUUGCCUUUUUCCUCUACAAUGGAGUGUCGCUGGACCAAUUCGUGCUGCAGGUGACCCAUCCGCGGUACCUGAAGAACUCCCUGGUUUACCACCCGCAGCUCCGAGCACAGGCGUGGCGCUACCUGACGUACAUCUUCAUGCAUGCGGGGAUAGAACACCUGGGACUUAACGUGGUGCUGCAGCUCCUCGUGGGGGUGCCCUUGGAGAUGGUGCAUGGAGCAACCCGUAUUGGGCUUGUCUACGUGGCUGGUGUUGUGGCAGGGUCCUUGGCAGUGUCUGUGGCUGACAUGACUGCACCGGUCGUGGGCUCCUCUGGAGGAGUGUAUGCGCUCGUCUCUGCCCACCUGGCCAACAUCGUGAUGAACUGGUCAGGCAUGAAGUGUCAAUUCAAGCUGCUGCGGAUGGCUGUGGCCUUGAUCUGUAUGAGCAUGGAGUUCGGGCGGGCCGUGUGGCUCCGGUUCCACCCAUCGGCCUACCCGCCGUGCCCUCACCCCAGCUUUGUGGCGCACUUGGGCGGCGUGGCUGUGGGCAUCACCUUGGGCGUGGUGGUCUUGAGGAACUACGAGCAGAGGCUGCAGGAUCAGUCGCUGUGGUGGAUCUUUGUGGCCAUGUACACGGUCUUUGUGCUGUUCGCUGUCUUCUGGAACAUCUUCGCCUACACCCUGCUGGACUUAAAGCUGCCACCCCCUCCUUAAGGCGCUGGGGGACCCAGGUCGGUGGGGAGGGCCUAGCAGCAGCAGGAAGGAACAUGGACUUUCUCGUUCUCGGCACCAGCUCUGAGAGGCCAGGGAGGAGAGGACGAGAUGCUGGGCCACGGUGAUGUUGGUGUUCAGGUUUGGACAAUGGGGCCUCUCUUUCUGAAAGGUUCCUGCUGGAUGAGUUGGAUGCAGCCACCAUUGUUUUUCUAGGCUGUUCUGAGGGCAUCGGGCCAGGGUGAAGGCCUGGGGUGGGGUGAAAGCAGCCCUCCCCUUGCGCUGGGCUUGUUCUGUGUAUUCAGGCGACGCUUCCCUCGUCACAGACUGAGCGGCAGCCGCCUCCCUCAUCCCCACCCUGAGAUGGCAGGAAGACCCGAGGGUAGGGCAGCCAGGCAGGCCCUUGUCCAGCCCAGAGAUACAGUUACAGGCCAGGAAAUCUUCGCUCUACAGCUGUUGGCUUUGGAGCUCUGGAGUGGAGGAGGGCCUGGCGGUGGACAUGUUGGGUUUUGGUGUAGGAGAGCCCAGGGUGCACUCCUGGUGGUGGGCACUGGCGCAGGCAGAGGAGGGAGAUGCUGUAACUCCAGGCCUCACUCUUGCCCUGGGGAUAUCCAGUAAGAGAUACCCAAGCAGGAGGGAAUAAACUUCAUCCCAAGCACUACCCUCGGCAAGGCCCAGCACCAGCUUUGGGUUUCUCCCUCCCUGUCUCUCAGAAUGCUGACAUCUCAUAUCGGUGCCCCAGCAUCCCAUGUCCUGCCUUGUUUUUAGAGCCUUUUCCUUCCCUUCCAUUGCCCUGACCCUACAUUGUGCCACCCCUUGGUCAUGGGGAUGUGUGUGUGUGUGUGUGUGUGUGUGUGUGUGUGGUUCGGUGGGUGAGGACAUCCAUGGGAUGGUAGGAGAUGCCAUGGGAAGAACGUGAGGGAAGUCAGAGGCUGCAGAGGAAGCCCAUGAGGGACAUGGGUGUGUGUGGAAGGGUCUGUGUGAGAGGAAAAAAGGUGCUGAGUAGUGGGAGGGUGUGACCCCUGAGGAUCUGGCUUUCGGCAAAGCUAGCCCCUUCUUUCCCAUUCCUCAUCCUUUCCAGGCGUCUCCCUGAGAACCACUGACCAGUGGGAGACUUGUCCUUGGUGGAGGGAGACCUUGGGCCCUUCCGGGGAUGCUCAGGAUGCCGCGGUUGGCCUUUGCCAAGCUCCCUUCUUGUUCCCCUCUGGAAUCACCUUCACAUCUGAGAUGGUUCUGUUCUGUUUUCCUUACGAGGGAAGGAGCUUUGGGGGUGUCAGAGAGGCCACGGCAGGAAUAUUGAAGCCAUGUGUCCAUUGAGUAGGGGGCACUGGAGGCUGCGGUACAAGAAAUUCCAAUUUAGGGGAAAACUGCUUCUGGAGAAUUGUUGGGUAUUGGGAUGAGGGUCAGAGGUGAGGGCAGCCCAUAGAUGCAGAUGCUCAGAGCUUGGAGGGAACUUGGCUAUUGUCAGGUCCAUCCCACCCCAAGGCACAAGUGGGAAAAUGAGGCUAAGGGAAUGACUCCCGAGCAGGAGCUGAUACAGGCCCUGAGGAGAGGGGGAGGGGAGGACGGCUUUUGACAAAAUACAUGAUUCCCUGUAUACUGCUCUUGGAAUUCCCAACCACUGACAACCCAGAAGGACAAAGAACUCCAGUCCAGGAGGCAGAGGGACUGGGUCCAUGCAGGGGCGAGGGCAGGAGCUUAGUCUGGAGUCAGCCAGACCAGGCAGUUGGGGGUCUUGGGCCGCUGUGGCUUCCUGUCCUCAGUGAUCACAUGUGAAGGGACAGGGUCUCCAUGCAGCCCCAGGCUAUGCCAAGCCCUUCCCCGUCUUUGCCUGGUGCUCGAUAGAUUGUCCGGGUCCCCCCGUGUGGCUCCUGAGGUCGUGCUGCCCUCGUGCUGGCACAGUACUGAGGACUGCCAGGCCCAGCUGGCGCGGGCCCAGAUCGGGGGCUGGGCCGCCUCACCCUGAGGCAUCUUGUCUGUGUCCUGCCAGCCUGUCUCUGCCCCACUGAGGGAAGGGUGUAGCUGGGAGAGUCAGCUUCCUAGGAGAGGAGAGCAAGUUGGAACUGGGGCUGAGAGGACUUGGGUAAGGAUGGAGGGGGGGCCCUGGCCACGGGCUGCAGCCCCUUCAACCUGAAUGGUGCUGUCCCUCCCUGGAGGAAUGGAGGCAGCCGGUGCCCUACGGAGAGGCAGGGCGUCCCUCCAGGCCCCCCCCCCCCGUAUUCUGGGUAGUGGGUGGAGGGAGUGGAGAGUCCCCCCCCCCGCCUUCGUCUGGUGUGGCCUGGAGAGGGGUCUCCCUCUCGCAGUGGUGAGAAGAAGACUCUAGAAAGGCCUCAGAGAAGCGCCCUGUUCCCUCAGGGCCACAGAUGGGAGCUUGCUACCAAGAAGGACUGCCUGAGGGGAAAAUCCCAUUUGCCAUCCUGUCUCAGACCACCAACGGAGCCUCAUCUAGCCUCAGGCCAUGGGCCCCAGCUGUACCCUGUCAGCAGGGUCCAAAAGGAACCCCAAAGUUCUUUGGUCAGCUUCACACCCCCCUCCCCACCCUCGCCCAACCAUCAGCUCCAAGCAGGGCCACCCAGUGGGGUCCAUGGUCACUCCAUACAACCCAGGUCUCCAAACCAGGGCCAGAGAUCAUUGUCUGGUAAGAAAGGUUUCUGUUUUGGUGUCUGGCUUUCUCCUCGGCCACUCCGCGCACCCUCAUCCCUGGCACCCUGCCGGCAACCCAUCCCCAUCAUCCCUCCUUCCUGAGCCCAUACAGCCACCCGCCCAGUGUGCCUCUUGGGGCUGUGGAGGGUGGCUGGCCUUCCAUCCAUGGGACACAGAAACUGAAAGCUGGGGAUUCCCCAAAAAGCAGCCAUAGAUUUGCUAGUUCGUUAAAUGGAAGCGGAAUCACAGAAACUAGGGAAGGGAAAACAAAUCUUCAAAGGAGAAAUUUGGCUUUAAUGACACCAUUAGUCAUUCAUUUUUUUUAAUUAGGAAAAGCUCCCUUAUGAGGCAUUUUUGCCAGCUAAUAGGACUCAACAUUUCCACGAGGACCCUCCUUACCCGGAGGAUUAGGGGAGUCAUGGCUCACCAAACCCAGAUCUUCCCCCCAGGGUCCAAUGUCAUUUGCAAAGAAUGCAGAUUCCCGGGUGCAGUGGAAGCCCUUUCCUGGCGUCCUUCAUGUUGCUCCCAGGGCUGGCCAAAAAGCCCCGAUACUCCUCUGCCUUAAAAAAACAGUGCCCAACGCUGAAUUUCCGCACCCCUCCCCGCAAAGGACUUGAGUAAGUGGGAAACAAAAGGAAACACAAGCUGCAAUGUUUGUUUCUAAAUAUUUUUGUAUUGUGUACAUUCUGUAUAUUUUUGUUGUAACAUAUUAUUUGAACACAGAUUCCAUUAAAGAUUUUUUUUU
Messenger RNA from Zalophus californianus (California sea lion), 4666 nucleotides. It is a transcript of the gene RHBDL3, whose product is annotated as rhomboid like 3. Gene Ontology annotation, cellular component: membrane. NCBI's taxonomy places the organism in Eukaryota, Metazoa, Chordata, Mammalia, Carnivora, Otariidae. The coding region runs from base 67 to 1281 and encodes 404 amino acids. The transcript has 9 exons. The record is from RefSeq and is a predicted model, not a curated record. Gene Ontology annotation, molecular function: serine-type endopeptidase activity; calcium ion binding.